UCUGGAAUGACGUCUCGAUACUGUUGAUACUAUAGUUGAGACGUUAUAAUUUUUUAUGGAGUUAUAAAAUGUUUUGCAUUAAGUUGUGUUAAUUUGUUAAAGCACCGAAAUCCUUUUAUUUGUGUUAUUGUUUUGAACUACAUUAAUUCUGGUUGGGGUUAAAAGGAAGGCGAGUGGUUAUGCUCGAAGCAUGCCUUCGACCUCGCGGUCGCGGGGCUCCGGACGAGCCACUGAUGCCGCGCCACGGACGCAGGUCAUAGCGCCUAUGUCGGAGCGGCAACAACUGGCUCUUGUGAUGCAAAUAUCGUCACAAGAUGCUCCACCAGCCGCUCCGACCCCAGCAGAAGAACGAAAACGGACAAGACAACAACGUAAUGAACGUGGUGAAACCCCCCUCCAUGUUGCAGCUAUAAGAGGGGAUCAUGACCAAGUCAAAAAAUUACUAGAACAAGGACAAGACCCUGAUGUGACAGAUUUUGCAGGAUGGACACCUUUACAUGAAGCAUGUAGUUAUGGUUGGUUACAAGUAGUAGUGGUACUAGUAAAUGGUGGGGCUAAUGUGAAUGCAAAGGGAUUAGAUGAUGAUACUCCUCUUCAUGAUGCUGCUACAUCAGGAAACCUCGAGAUGGUUAAAUUUCUUAUUGAGCAUAGUGCAGAGCCUUUUGUAAAAAACACUAAAGGAAAAGCCCCAUCAGAUUAUGCAGCUCCACACAUCUACGACUAUUUACUAUCCUUGAAAGAUAAUAACGCGAGAGCUGCUCAUAUUGCAAGAACAAGGGAUGACAGCAACAAGAAAAGUGGCAAUGCUAGUACAAACAGUGAAGGUAGUAAAAGAACCAACAUGGAGAGCCUAGCACAGGGUGAAAUUGAAGGAAAAGAGGCCACCCCACAAGAGAAAGGCAAUACAGAAAUCAAAGAUGAAGGUUCUCAGUUGAGUAGCGGAGUAGUGUCAUCCACACAGGAUGACACAACGUUAAGUAGUAAGAAAGGAAAUUAUGAAGAAAAUCAAGAAGCUGACUCACCCGAGGAUGACGUUUCUAAGCGGAAGAAGCGUAAAGAGACUGAAGAAAAGGAGCCAAUGGCUAAGCCUGCACCUGUAGCUAGGACUGGGACAGGGCGUAAGCCUGGCCCUGCAAGCAAGACGGGCGCGUUACCGCUGAGUAAAGGCGGCGCUUCGCCCAACGUUACCAAGAAUGCUGCCACUUCGUCUACCGGGAAAGUUCAAGCUACAGGCAAAGGGGCUUCAGGAAAUAAGGGAAAAGCAGGCUCUGGUAAAACUGGACUGCAUAGUGGUAAGCAAGACCGUAGGAGUCCUGUAGCAAGUCCUAAACCCGGCCAAAGUAAGGAUGAUGGGGAAAGUGAAGAGAAACCACAGGAACCAAUGGCCCCCAAAGUUCCACCUUUGAAGAUAGUUAUUCCAGGUGGAGCUGGUGGUUCUGGAAAUAGGAAUGAACAGGAAGAAGGCGUACAGCGUGGAGGAGGAAAGGGGCGUGGUAGUGCAUCAACAUUACCUUAUGUGAUCCCAUGUACAGCGGACACAGGGCAAACAUCCGACAGUUCUGAUGGAAAUUCAGAUGACAAGCGAUUGGAAGGCAAGGGCGGGCAAAGAGUACUGCGUUCGCAUAGAACGAACGACGCCGACAAAGAUAAAGGAAAUUGCCCGCAAGGCUCAGACCGAUCGGGAUCUAACCAUAUUCUGAGUUCCCAUAAAAGCCCACCUCCAGGGGCUGAUGAUGCGCCGUCAACAUCAGGAACCUCAGGUGGGAGAAACGAAUCAGCUACUUCGGGACAUUCGGUGGACGUCCACCCAAGGAAGAGAAAGAUCAAAGCCUCUAGAGAGAGCCACUCGAGGGAGCCGACAAAGUCCGAACAUUCUGAAAAUAUCGUUCAUAAUGUUACGCAUUCCAAUCCCUAUCAAAUGUACAUACACAAAAGGAAACAGAUCGAGCGCCGUCAGAAAACGCUUUUUCCAGUCAAACCGAAACCGCCUAAAGACUUCAAUAAGUACCUGAUGAAUAGAUGCACCUACACGCUUCAAAAUAACGUGAACCCUGAGCCUCAGGUUGAUAUUCCCAUCAACAUGCCACAGCAGAUGAUCACGGAGUUCAUGUCCCAAGAGAGGGAGAGAACCCGGCUACGGAUACAGCAUCAAGUGGAAAAGGAAAAGUUGGUGUUGGCUGUGGAGCAGGAAAUUUUACGGGUGCAUGGGCGGGCUGAACGGGCGGUUGCAAAUCAGGCGCUGCCGUUUUCAGUUUGCACGAUAUUACGUGAUAAAGAAGUGUAUAACGUACUAGCGCCCGAUCAAGAAGAGAAAAGAAAUGCGCAGCGAUCUAGAUGCAAUGGAAGGCAGAUCAACUCGUGGUUGCAAGAGGUUGAUGAUAAAUGGGAAAAGAUUAAGGAGGGCAUGUUGCGGCGACAGCAUACUGAAGCGGAGACACUUCAUGCUGUACAAAUUAUGGGUUGGGAAUGGAAACUCAAAGAGCUUGGUCUGUGCGACCACAAAAAUACUCCGAAAAUUGAUCCGACACACGUACCUCAAAUACACGUGUCAAAUUUUGAUUUGCCCGCUUGAGUUUUAAGUUCAUAUUGCCUUAUUUUAAUGUAACGCCUGACGGCAUUUUCCAAUCUAGCAUUUUUAACAACACCAAUUGGUAAUACGAAUCAAGCGGAGCUACUAAAUUGGAUUAUCUCUAAAUUUUCUCGACCGCAGUCCUGCUUUCCUGAAUCCCUAUUGAUAUUUUCAAUCUAAGGGUGAUAGUCAUAAACGACUACUUAGCGAGGUUUCAGUAUGUCAAAUGUAUUCGAUUUGGCAUACGGGACUCCACGAUGUUUUUGAAUCUCACCCGAGUGCUGCUACGAGUAGGUCUUUCUUACACUAAAUCAUCUAAAAUUGCGUAUUUCAACACACAUCGAAACUUAAAAAAAAAAAAUAUCUUCGUCAUUCACGGGAGAUGUCUCCUGCCGUGACGAUUCGUCGCCAUUCAAUUUAUUGUAAAUUUGUAUGCGUUGUUUGAUUUGUAUGUUGAAUCUGAGUUGGUCUUUAUUAUAAUUAAUUGAUUGCAAUCUCAAUUAUUUUCAUUAAGUCUGAUUUAUUGAUUUGUAUAUGAAUUAUAUGUUGCUGAUAAAAGGUGGACAUUAUUUAUUUGUAUUAUUAUUUUUGAGAAAUAAAUGUCGCCAAAGUAUAUAUAUGAACAAAAUGGAUGACUAACAGUUACAUUCCUCUAUUGUCUAGUAUCCUCCUUUUAAACGCAACUCGUCUAUUCAUCAUAUUGUAGGAAUUAUAUUUUAGGUGCUCGGUCCUUUAAUCAUUAUAGAAUCUAUAUAUAUAUUGAUGUGAAUAUUAAUUUUAUAAUUUGUAUUUUGAAACAGAAUCAAAUUUCGAACAAUUAAAAGUCGUUGAUUGUAUAUUAAUAUUGUUUAAAGCCAAUUUAAUCAUCACUUCAGUGUAAUCAUGUCCAUUAAAUGUAAUUAUUAUUCAUUUUUGUAUUGAACCCAUCGGCACUUAAAAAAUCUUAAUUUUUUUUUUAACAAAACAUUAUUUAUUUGUUUGUAUUCUAAUUUAGGAACUUUAUUUUCAAAGACCGAUGUGUUCAAAAAGUCAAAUCACGUAAGGGGGCGUCCAUAAAUUACGUGAGGUGUAUUAUUUUAAUUGUCUGUACCUCCCUCCCCUGGUGAGAUGCUAUUUACCCCCCCCCCCC
Messenger RNA from Pieris rapae (cabbage white), 3698 nucleotides. Its product is annotated as ankyrin repeat domain-containing protein 12. Gene Ontology annotation, molecular function: protein binding. Lineage: Eukaryota; Metazoa; Arthropoda; Insecta; Lepidoptera; Pieridae. The record is from RefSeq and is a predicted model, not a curated record. The transcript is spliced from 16 exons. Bases 191 to 2572 code for a protein of 793 amino acids. Gene Ontology annotation, cellular component: nucleoplasm.